Xyrauchen texanus (razorback sucker) is the source of this 3474-nucleotide messenger RNA. RefSeq names its product non-SMC condensin I complex, subunit G (gene ncapg). Lineage: Eukaryota; Metazoa; Chordata; Actinopteri; Cypriniformes; Catostomidae. Gene Ontology annotation, biological process: mitotic chromosome condensation. The record is from RefSeq and is a predicted model, not a curated record. The coding region runs from base 80 to 3088 and encodes 1002 amino acids. Gene Ontology annotation, cellular component: condensin complex; condensed chromosome; cytoplasm. The transcript has 22 exons.
UCGCGAGAGCGCUAUUCAAAAAUUGGCGCUUUCGCCGUUGUUCACAGUUCAAAAUCCGACUUCCUGCAGCAGCAUCAACAUGACUGGAGACACUGAUCUGGAGAUUGAAGAAGCUUUCCGUCGUGCACAGAAAGCUCAUAACAACAAGGCCAAACUUGUGGCCAGUUUGAGGAACGGCUAUAAUAAGUUGGAGGACAAGACUGAAUUCCAUGAGGAGUUCAUCCGCUGCCUGAAGUAUGCCAUGAUCAUUUACACCCGAGAGCCAGCAGUGGAAAACGUCAUUGAUUUUGUCACAAAGUUUGCUGCUAGUUUUGAAAUGCCUGUAAAUGAGGCAGAAGAGGAGGAAGAGGAGGAAGACGAUGACAACGAGUUCUUGAACUUCCUGUUCAGCUUUCUGUUGGAGUCUCACAGUGCAAACAGCCAUGCAGUGCGGUUUCGUGUAUGUCAGCUGGUGAAUAAGCUUCUUGGCAGUCUGAGUGAGAACGCUCAGAUAGAUGAUGAUCUGUGCGACCGGAUCCAUGAGGCCAUGCUUGUCAGAGUCACAGACAAAUACCCUAAUGUCAGGAUACAGGCAGCUUUGGCCAUGGCCCGACUGCAGGACCCCAGUAACCCUGACUGUCCGACUAUCAAAGCGUAUGUUCUGCUUCUGGAAAAUGACUCCAAUCCUGAGGUUCGUCGUGCUGUGCUGUCCUGUAUCGCUCCCUCGGCCACUACACUCUCUAAAAUCUACAAGCGCACCAAGGAUGUCAAAGAGAAAGUCCGGAAACUUGCCUAUCAGGUUCUUGCAGAGAAAGUGCAUAUCAGAGCUCUGUCCAUUGCUCAGAGAGUCAGUCUACUGCAUGAAGGCCUCAAUGACUCAGCAGACUCUGUGAAGGAGGUCGUUAAGACCCAUUUGCUGCCUGCUUGGCUUCGCUUGCUCCAGGGAGAUGUGUUGCAGUUGCUGCACAGACUAGAUGUGGAAAACUGUUCUGAGACUGCAGUGACCACCCUACAUGCCAUCUUCUCUAUGGCAACAAGCCCUGAUGAGGUCCUGCAGAAUGGUGCCAGGCUGGAUGAGAGGAAGCUAAUUCCUGUGGGCUCCUUAACAUGUGAGAAUAUGUUAUACUGGAGAGCACUGUGUGAGUUCGUCAAGAGUAAAGGAGAUGAGGGAGAGGAAUUACUGGAGAAAUUACUACCUGAGGCGGCCAUCUUUGCGGAGUAUCUGUACAGUUAUCUGAAGACCAUUUCUCAGCUGUCUGAGGAGCAGAGAGCUGAUAUGACACAGCUUGAGAUGGUGAUGACCCAGGAGUUUGUUGGCCAACAAUUGAUUCUGCUAGUAGGGUGUCUGGACACUUCCGAAGAAGGUGGAAGGAAGCGCAUGGUGGCAGUGCUGCAAGAUAUUCUUGUGCUGCCCAACACGCCCACUUCUCUGAUUGGUCCACUGGUGGAGAAACUGAUUGGCAUUUUACGAGAUGAGACACAGAAACUUCAAGUGAUUGCUGAAAUAAUCUCUGAUGUAAGAGAGCCAAUUAUGCCCAUCGCUGAGCCUGUGGAUGAUAAUGAGAAACGCAGGAAACAAGUCAGACUGGCUGAGGUGCGGGUGCAGAUAAUGGAAGCGAAGCAGAAUCUAGAAGAAUGCAUCAGCUGUCAGGACUUCAGUCGUGCAGCUGAGCUGAAGGAGUCCAUCUCUCAGCUGGAGGAGUUAAAAAACCAGCUCGCCCUGGAGGCCUCACAGCCCAAAGAGAAUAUUAAGGAGCAGCAUGUGGAAAAGAGUGAUCCAGAGACUCUUUUGAAAUGUCUAACGAUGUGUGCUGAGUUAUUCAAGCAAAUUAACAUCAAGAGAGGAAUCUGCCCUACAAUGACUGCUCUAAUAGAGUCACUGAUAUUACCAAGUGUGUCCAACCCUAACCCUGCUGUACGCAACAUGGCUAUUAUCUGUUUGGGAACUGCUGCUCUCCACAGCAAAGACCUCGCCAACACUCACCUCGUGUUGCUCUUGCAGAUCACGCAGCUAGAUGAGCCUAAAAUCAGAAUCAGUGCUCUCCGAGCUCUUGUUGACCAGCUUCUGCUGAACGGCCUCAACAUCCUGCAAGCCAAGCCUGCUGUUCCUUCCUCCCAACCACCUGACUCGCCAGACAACACUGAUGGAGAUUCUAACCAAAUAGUUAAGGAUGAGGAGGAGAGUCCCAUGCAGAGCAUUUUAAAGAUGCUGUCAGAUUUCCUUGAUAGUGAGAUCUGUGAACUCCGCACAGAGACAGCAGAGGGUCUGGCCAAGCUGAUGUUCUGUGGGAGGAUCGUAAGUCCAAAGCUGCUCUCCCGCCUGGUGCUGCUAUGGUACAAUCCUGUAACGGAGGAUGACCUAAGACUACGCCAUUGCAUCGGGGUAUUCUUACAGAUGUAUGCCCGAGGGAGCAGAGCUAAUCAAGAGUGUGUGGAGGAAAGUUUUCUGCCAACCAUGAGAACACUGUUCAACGCUCCUGUGACCUCUCCUUUGUCUGAGGUGGACACCUCCAACGUGGCUGAACUCUUCGUUGAGCUUACACGACCCAAUGCACUUGUGCAACCUCCUGCCAUACAGGGUGUGUCCGUACACGACUCUCUGGCAGCACGUGUUUGUAAUGAGAUCUUGAGGGACGUCUCUGCUCCUGAAGUGCGUCUCUACUGUAAAACCCUCAGCUGGUUGGAGAUUAACACUGAACCAGGACCUGCCAACAGUGAAUUGCAGCUCCUACUAAAAGACAUUUUACAGGAACUGAAAGAUAAGUACUGCACAAGGGUUAUUGAGAAGCUUCGUAACCAGCUUAACGGAGAUCGUUCUACUAAAUCGGCCAGUCACCAAGACACCACCUUGCUCGCCCUGGAUGAUAACAUUGGAGAGACCAAAGAUGAGACUAAACCUAAACGUGCCAAAAGAGGCCAGAAAAAAGCUUCCACUGCCAAGAAUGGGAGGAAAGCCAGUAAAGCAGAGUCCUCUGAUGAAAGUGAUGAAGAGAAUGUUCCUGAAGCCCCAACAUCAGUGAGACCAAGUCGCCGUGCUAAGCUGGCUGCUCUGGAUAAAACUAAGCAGGAUCUCACUGCCCUCAUUAACCAAGAGGCCGGUGGUUCAUAGGUCAGAUUUUGUGCACUCUUAAUUUAGAGCAGCAAGUUAUUUUACCACUUUAACAUAUUCAUGAACUGACUGUCUGUCGUAGCUUGCAAUACAUGCAUUUGCAUUUCAAUAAAAAUAUAGAAAUGAGGGAUCAGGCCUAACUACUCAUUCCUGCCCCCAUCAGUUUCUUAUUAUUUGCUGUUAUGAAUGGUUUGCACCACAAAUAAAUAUUGGAACCAUUGGUGCAUGUCCGUAACAGCUGACACUUGGAAAUUGGCUGAGAAACCAGUUUAAGGUACCAUUUUAACAUGGUCACAACUUUUAUUAUUAUUCAAUAUGCUUUUUCUAAAAUUUUUCACAGAAUAAAACUAUUGACAGAAAAAUGAAAUCAUGUAUGUGCAAUAGUU